AUGUUGCGCGACUUCGGCUUCGCUCGGAUCAUCUGCGAGAAGUCAUUUCGACGGUCGGUGGUUGGCACGCCGGCCUAUUUGGCUCCUGAAGUGUUACGGAACAAAGGCUUCAAUCGAUCUCUGGACAUGUGGAGCGUUGGCGUGAUAGUUUAUGUCAGCCUUUCCGGAACGUUUCCCUUCAAUGAAGAUGAGGACAUCCAUGAUCAAAUUCAAAACGCUGAAUUCAUGUAUCCACCAAAUCCAUGGAAGGACAUCGGCGAUUCAGCUAUCGAGUUCAUAAAUGGAUUGCUGCAAGUGAAAAUGAAUAAACGAUUCACGGUGUCCAAAGCGCUGUCACAUAUAUGGAUGCAGGGCUACGAUUUGUGGUCGGACCUUCGUUUGUUGGAAAAAGCCGUUGGAGAACGUUUUCUGACCCAUGAAAGCGAUGACGCACGAUGGAAAGAGUUCGAGAGGAGUCAUAACCUCACACCGGUAUACGUGUGA
This is a messenger RNA of Ostertagia ostertagi, 483 nucleotides long. NCBI's taxonomy places the organism in Eukaryota, Metazoa, Nematoda, Chromadorea, Rhabditida, Trichostrongylidae. The record is from the annotation of a GenBank genome assembly.